GAUCCCGCCCCCGCCGACGGACGACGAACACGAGUCGAUUGACGAGAGACAGCGGGGAAGACGGCGGCCGUCGCUCGCGUGCCCGCAAUAAUGCCGCACGUGAGCAGCAGCGGCGGCGGCGACGAUCUCGGCAGCGAAGACGAGGUCAAGGUCUUCAAGGAUGAGGGCGAGGAGGAGAAGAGAUCCUCGGAGAAUCUUACCGAGGACAAGAGCGACCUCAUCGACCUCACGGAGUCUGAGGAAAAGGGCACGCUCGCCGGUGGCACCUACGCGACGACGGGAAAAACGCCGACGAGAUCCGACCUCAGUCCCGUUUUCGGAAAGGUGGAUCCGACCCCGCACACCUCCUCGUUCAACAUGGGCUACCUCGUCUCACCAUACCCAUAUCCCAACGGAGCUGGAGGACCCAUCCCCGUUUCUAUGGUAAGCUCGAUCAUCUUUAGCAAUACCCAUUUUGACGCAAGUACGACGUAUGUAUACGUACGUACGAUGAAUUUUUCAAGCGUGCUGAUUGGCUGUAUAGAAGAUUUUUAGGGACUCGAUAACUUAUCUGUCCUGCAGCCAAGUAACAUGCUUGAAAAAUUUGUCGUAUGAUAAAUGUUGUAGUAGUCUUCUUAGAAUCGGACCGGAUCGAAACUGAAACCGAUAAUCAGACCGUUAUUUUAGUCGGACUAAAACCGAAAUUGAAAUAUUGUGCAAGCUAAUGGACUGGAACUGUAAUUGGACCGAAAACAUUUUUCCGCUUUUUUGAUCCAAUUUUUAAUUUUUGAUUUAGCAUUUUUUUUAAACAUUGUUAACUUUUUCGUUAAGAGCGUCUUCUCCGCCAAGACGCACCCGCUGUACGAGAUGCCGCGCCAAAAAUGUGUACAUUGCACGCGGACAAUUGUCAGCGGUCGGAUUUACAUCUUACUCCUAAAAGUUGCUUUGACGAUGCUUUUUGAAUAACAUUGAACAAUAAUAUUUAAUAAUAUUACUCUGUACUGUAUAAUAUUUGAAACACGGAUAGGGCACAUGGUACGGAUCGCGUCAUGCUGUUUGCAAAAUAGCGGGUGACUAUGGUCACUCAUCGUAUUUAAAGGGUUAAAUAUUAUUAAUUAUGAAAAAAGUACACGAAAAAAAUUGCUAUGUUUGUCAUAACAAUAUUCUCUAUGUUUCAAAAAGGAAUGUAUGUAAAUUUAAAUUACACUGAUAUUGCAUUCAGUUGUUUUAGAUAUGCGGUUCUUACAAGCUCUCAUAUAGUUCUCAUAAUAAAUAGCAUUCAGUUAGAAUAUUUUCAUAUAUGGUUGCCUCAACUAAAAGGAUUAUUGUUAUCUCUCUAAUGUAAUCUGCAGAAUAAAUAAUGUGGCUGAGAGAUCUAUAAGAUAUAGUUGCACAGCACAGUAUUGAUGAUUCUGUUUCAUUACGGUAAUAGAAUAGACAGCAGCAGUAAUUCGCAAAAAAUUUUCAUACAUAAAAUAAAUGCGUGUUAUUGUCAGCUUUCUUAUGUUAUUUAUCUCUUUGUCAGCGAAAUGUCCGUAGUAUGCCAGAUUAGUAGCAGCUAUGUCCGCAUUAAACUUGUGUUCUUCCGUCAGAGCCUGCCUAAACAUAACCUAAACCUAAACCUAAACCCAAA
Solenopsis invicta (red fire ant) is the source of this 1612-nucleotide messenger RNA. RefSeq names its product protein pangolin, isoforms A/H/I/S-like. Bases 91 to 534 code for a protein of 147 amino acids. NCBI's taxonomy places the organism in Eukaryota, Metazoa, Arthropoda, Insecta, Hymenoptera, Formicidae. Gene Ontology annotation, cellular component: beta-catenin-TCF complex. The transcript is spliced from 4 exons. Gene Ontology annotation, molecular function: RNA polymerase II cis-regulatory region sequence-specific DNA binding; DNA-binding transcription factor activity, RNA polymerase II-specific. Gene Ontology annotation, biological process: regulation of transcription by RNA polymerase II; canonical Wnt signaling pathway. The record is from RefSeq and is a predicted model, not a curated record.